This is a messenger RNA of Osmia bicornis bicornis, 2607 nucleotides long. RefSeq lists its product as uncharacterized. NCBI's taxonomy places the organism in Eukaryota, Metazoa, Arthropoda, Insecta, Hymenoptera, Megachilidae. The coding region runs from base 951 to 1670 and encodes 239 amino acids. The record is from RefSeq and is a predicted model, not a curated record. The transcript is spliced from 8 exons.
ACGCGCAUAAUAUGACCACCGUAAUAGUUUCAAACGAAACGGUUACGGGAACGGAUCGACACUUUUACCCUUGCAUAAGAUCGCGAAAGCACCCCACACUAUCGUGGUUAAUCGGGACCGAUUAAACGUGGAUCGUGAAAAGAGAAUUGGUCAUUUCAGACGUUUGUGCAAACUUUACUCCUCAAAGUUUGAAAAAAAAAAAAAAAUAAAUAAAAAAUCAAGAGGAAGGUCCAUUAGUCUCAGACUGAUUUGUAAUUAAAGAUAUUCUCAGAGGGAUGAAAACAUAAGGUACCAGAUGUCUGAUUAUCGAUGGACAGAACUAUAUUUAGGUUUGUCAAUGUGAACCAGCCUUUAAAAAGUAAACAAGAAAAUUAUGCGGAAGUCUCUACGACAGAUUCAAUGGGAGGUCGACGUUAAUAAUUAUAUAUUCCAAGAUACUUUGAUUGCAGCUGAUAAAUGAAUCCAGGAAACGCUUGCUAAAAGUUUCGUCAAUCGAGUAGGCUGGGGCAUAAAUCGAUCGUAUACUCGUGAAGGACGAAACAAAUGGCGCAAGAACUAUAGAGUAGUUUUACUCGUUCGAAUAUUUACCUUACAGCCAGGGGGGAAAAAAAUAGUGUGAUGUGUUAAAAGCAUCGGUCAAGCGAGUAAAAAAUUCAUGUAUCGAAAUCACGAUGGACACGAUACCGUUGCUAUUUUAAUACCAUGUCAAGGAGUUAAUUAUUCAUGCUCGUAUUCAAGAAUUGAACCUCGUUUCCCAUUGGGAGAACACGCAGUACAGGAAACUGGGACGUACGGUAAAUCGUUGGAGGGUAUGCGACGAAAACGAGCAUCUCGAUCGGAGAAGCCCAGGAGGAUUGAAGGACGAAUAAUUCGAUGCAAAUUCGUUGGUGAAGGAUCGAGGACAACGUAGUAGCCACAUUGAACAUAAGAGAGCUACGGAACGUUUAAAAAUGUCUCACGAAUCGAGUCCACGGACCAAAAGGACGACUUUUCGAAGGACGAUGACGGUAAUAGCCGCAGCUGAAGCAACCUCUAACAAACGUAACGCUACGAAUGUUCACGAGGACGUUGCUAUCCUGCCAGGAUACAAUGUCACCACGACAGCAAGUGGAGCAUCCAGUAAGACGAGCCACUUUGAAACCGAUUUACACGGGAAUGUUAACAUUCUCCUCGGUGGAGCGAUGCUCAGCGGGGUGAUUAUGGUCGUUUUCCUAAUGUGUUACUGCUGUCACAAGAGUAUACGGAAGAGUCGACCGCAAGAGUAUCCGCAGUACUGGCGAACGGAACCGGAUGUGCACAGUCUGGAGGUGUUCACCACGGAGGCGCACGCGGCGUGCUGCGAGAGACAAUCAACCGCGGAAGGGAACCACGACGAGAGUACCUACGGUGCCCUUUCGUGUCCUGUGGCACCCAGGUCUGGUCCAGGUCCGCCACCCACCUACGACAGUCUGAUCUUCGAUCCAAAGAGUCUGCCAGCGAGUAUCGAGAAGAAGAUGGACGGCCCUGAGACACCGGGUACCAUCAUUCCUUCUAUGGUGUCCAGCCUGCUCGGACUGGCGAGUAGCCCGAUGGAAUGCAACGAAAGCAGCGAGCAAGAAACCGCUGCUACCGACGAGGGUUUGCCUUCUUACGAGGCAGCCUUAAAGCUCGACUCUAAUGGUUACGUGUAAUUCAGCUGGGCUGGUUUUUAAUCGAUCGACGUGGAAGGAUUUUACGAUUCCACGAAUCGAUUACGAGGAUCGUUCCCUCGUGGGAUGGCCGCGAUGCCCAUUACUCGAGCAUGGAAGCGGAAACUGGUGCUAACGUUACUUCCGACUUUUCUCGGUUUCUUGGCUUCUUCGUGUAACGGUGAACGAUUUCUGUGCCGGUGUUUUCAGACAAACCGUGAAGUUUCAAGAAGGAUGCUCAAAGAUCGAGGGAGAAUAAUGGUGAUUCAUCAAGAGGCGGAGAUAAAGUUCUGAAAAUUUCAAUUUCAAUGUUUCUUCUGAAAUUACUCUGAAAACUUUCUCGGUAGUUUUAAGACGAGCGGGUUAUUUAACACGUUGAUUACCAAGGGGAUCGUAGACGUCGGAGCAUUAAUUGGGUCGGAUAAUUAACCCAAUCUACUGAAACAACAAGCUAGACUGGUAAUACAUUGCUUAAGCAAGUGUAAUAUCUUUAUCUAUGGCAAUCAACGUGUUAAUAAUUAGCUUCUAACGCGCUGAACACUUCUUUCCAAUCUUUUGCUUCAAUCUUUAAAUGUUUAUAAGAGAUCGUGGUAGAUUGGUAAGUUGCAAAAUCGAAAUUAAACCGUAGUUGUUAAUCUUUAGAUAUAUUCUAAGUAGGAUUAUACCAUAAGUGUCUUCAAAUUAUACGAAAGUUUCGGAAGAAAAUCUUCAAACGAGUUCGUUUUAUUUGUUCACUGUAGGAAUGUACGGGUACCCGAUAUUACGGGCCCGGGCGGGCGUCCGAUACAUGCGUGCAGUCGGGCAGCCCGACUGUUUCGGGUUCGGUCGGGUACAGUCGGGUACAGUCGGGCUGAGUCGGGACCCAACUCUCAUAUACUUGUUAGAGGUGUGCGAGUACUCGUAAUUUACAAGCCGAGCUGAACUCGCUUCGAUUGUUCGA